Vicia villosa (hairy vetch) is the source of this 987-nucleotide messenger RNA. RefSeq names its product protein FAR1-RELATED SEQUENCE 5-like. The transcript has a single exon. NCBI's taxonomy places the organism in Eukaryota, Viridiplantae, Streptophyta, Magnoliopsida, Fabales, Fabaceae. Bases 1 to 987 code for a protein of 328 amino acids. The record is from RefSeq and is a predicted model, not a curated record. Gene Ontology annotation, molecular function: DNA-binding transcription factor activity, RNA polymerase II-specific.
AUGCUCACAUGGAUUCGUAGGACUACAACUAGACUUGGUUUUGAUGUGGUAAUAGGAAUAUCGAAUAAUGGUUUGGAAAGAAGAAACGUUUUUGUAACAAUGUUGUGCGAAAGAAGCGGGAAAUACCAUAUUCCUUUACGGAAGUUUAAAAGAGAUGACACGGGUAGUAGAAAAUGUGAAUGCCCUUUUAAAAUUCGUGGUUACAUGUUGGCUACCAAGAAGUGGAAAUUUAGUGUUAUUUGUGGUUUGCAUAACCAUGAAUUGUACUCAAAGUUACAAGGUCAUCCUAGUGUAUGUCGGCUCAAACCGGAAGAGAACACAUGUAUUAGUGACAUGAUCUUGAAUUUUGUCCAACCGAAAAAUAUACUUGCCACAUUGAAAUGGAAGAAACCCGGCAAUGUAUCAAAUAUAAGUCAAGUGUAUAACAUUUGGUACUGCACUAAUAAGGCAAUUAGGGGAGAUAGAAAUGAGAUGCAACAACUGUUGAAAUUGUUGGAUGAUAACAGUUAUGUAUCCCGGUACAGAACUUGCAACGAUAGAGUUACGGUCCGAAAUAUUUUUUGGACUCAUCCGAAUUUGAUGAAGUUGUUCAACACGUUCUCGACAGUGCUCAUUCUUGAUUCUACCUACGACACCAACAAGUAUAGACUUCCAUUAUUUGAGAUGAUUGGUGUUACAUCUACCAAGAAGACAUAUUCCGUUGGUUUUGCUUUUUUGGAGUGUGAAAAAGAGGACAAUUUUACAUGGGCAUUAGAGGUGUGUCAGUCACUUUUGAAGGAACAAUUUGAGAUGCCUAAGGAGAUUAUUAUGGACCGUGAUACUGCGUUGAUGAAUGUGGUGGCAAAGGUAUUUCCUUCUGCUAAUGCAUUAUUUUUUCGAUAUCACAUAACAACGAAUGUGAGAAGUCGGGUUAAACCUGCGGUAGGAAUGAAACAAGUAGAGGCCGAAUGUGGAAAAUUGGUGAAGGGCAGUGUGACUGUUGAAUAA